Messenger RNA from Aureococcus anophagefferens, 675 nucleotides. RefSeq lists its product as hypothetical. The transcript is spliced from 3 exons. Gene Ontology annotation, cellular component: endoplasmic reticulum membrane. The record is from RefSeq and is a predicted model, not a curated record. Gene Ontology annotation, molecular function: protein binding. Gene Ontology annotation, biological process: ERAD pathway. Lineage: Eukaryota; Pelagophyceae; Pelagomonadales; Pelagomonadaceae. The annotation marks the transcript as partial.
GCAGAAGUUCGUCGUCACGUGGAGAACGAGCUCCCGGAGGCGAUUGUGUAUUUGGGAAAUUCCUACCGCGACGGACGGCUCGGCCUCGUGAAAUCCAUGAAAAAGGCCGCGAAACUUUACAAGCGUGCGGUGGAGCUCGGAAAUUUGCCGGCGAUGGUGAGCCUUGGGAUGGUGUAUGAGGUCGGAUAUGGUGAGGGACAAAUGGAGGAAGCGUUCCGCCUUUACAAGAUGGCCGCUGAGCAUGGACUCACGCCGGCCGAAUUCAAUCACUUGGGUAAUCUGUACCGCACCGGUCAGCUCGGCCUCGUGAAAUCCGCGAAGAAGGCCGCGAAAAUUUACAAGCGUGCGCUGGAGCUCGGCAAUGUGAACGCGAUGUUGUCUCUUGGGGAGUUGUAUGAACACGGAGAGGGAGAGAUCAAAAUGGACAAGAAGAAGGCGAGGCAACUGUUUCAAAUGGCAGCGGACCGCGGCCUCGCGAAAGCUCAGUGCAAUCUUGCAUCCUGUUUUCAUCGAGACGGACAACUGGAGGAAGCGUUCCGCCAUUUCAAGAUGGCUGCUGAGCAAGGACUCACGACUUCCCAAUACAAUGUUGGCGUUUGCUACGAGAAGGGUGUCGGCGUGGAACGCGACGUCGACGAGGCCAAGCGCUGGUACGCGCGCGCGGCCGCCAAGGGC